Messenger RNA from Drosophila erecta, 1107 nucleotides. RefSeq lists its product as uncharacterized. Bases 15 to 1031 code for a protein of 338 amino acids. The record is from RefSeq and is a predicted model, not a curated record. The transcript has a single exon. Lineage: Eukaryota; Metazoa; Arthropoda; Insecta; Diptera; Drosophilidae.
UCCGUCGACCGACGAUGCAUUCGACCAAGUCAGCCGUGCUCCUGCUCGCCUUGGCCAUCAGCGCCAGCUGCGUGGUGGCCACACCGCAUCCGGAAUUCUUGGAUGACAUCUUUGACGCCCUCAACAGGACUGGGCAGCACAUCAUCAGCGGGUUUUUGGAUGCCACCAAGAAUGGUACGGCCAUAGCUGAAGAGUUCCUGGACAACAUAAGGAAUUCCUCUGCCCAGUACUACAACGAAACGCUGGAGUUUGCCCAGAAAAUCGAAGAUGCAGUUCAUAGAGCCGCCACCGAGGGAAUCACCGACUUCUCCGCGGCUCUGGGAGCUGCCAUCGACGUCUUGCACCAGGAGAUUGAUCGGCAAAGAAACGUCUUGCAGCGAAAGCCGCUUAAGGAUGCCCUCGCAAGACUGCAGGCCAUCCAAGCCACCGUAAACGAUCUGGAAAAUGCCGUGAAUGACCUCAAUGAUGAGAUAGACGAGAAGAAAUUACAGUAUUCCGCCAUAAUCCAGGAGAAGUGGAUCCAGUGGGCUGACGCCCAAUUGGAGCGAGUGGAUGAGCAGACGAAUGGAGUUGGCACCGAGGAGGCCGAGGAGAUCCUUGAUGAGCUGCUCUCCCGGUAUUCCGGAUAUCUGCACAGCUGCUUGGAGGAGUUGCAAGUGCAGAAAGCCUCGUAUGAGCAAAAUGUCCAUGAGGCCGUCGUCAAAUACCACAAUGCCACCAACAAUCUAACCGCUGAGGUCAGGCUCUGCCUCCAGUCCAACCUCAACUUCCUGUCCUGCCGUAAUGGCAUCAAUAGGGCGCUACGCGUCCUCUCCUCGGCUCCCGCGGACUUGAUUGCCCUGAAGCUUCAAGGCAUCCGAGUGCGGGCCAGCGGCCUGAAUGCCAGUGGAUGUGUGGGUCAGACCCUCGCCGAGCACGAGCUGGAGAAGCCCAACGUAGAGCGCGAGCUGGAUGAUAUCAUCGCACGAUACCAGGACGAGCAGGAAGGUUCUAGCUCUGGAGAGGAAACGAGCACCGCGAUCGUAUCCUAGUAGAAAUAUUCACCAUGUACUUUUAGGUGUCGGGUAGGUGCAGCAAAAUAAAUUACUCGUUAGUGCAACUAAAUUA